Molecule: messenger RNA, 617 nt
Organism: Xenopus tropicalis (tropical clawed frog)
Lineage: Eukaryota; Metazoa; Chordata; Amphibia; Anura; Pipidae
Gene: pierce2
Product: piercer of microtubule wall 2
Exons: 2
Coding region: 16-555 (179 amino acids)
Biological process (GO): axoneme assembly
Cellular component (GO): axonemal microtubule; axoneme
Source: RefSeq, a predicted model, not a curated record
UAGCAUUGCGCUUGGAUGGGCUGCGCGCUUGUGGGAGGGGAGGGGCUUGUCAGUUAUGAGCUCAGAGAGGUUGUGUUGCCCCGGCAACUCCAGGCAAAGCGUAACAUACAGAGCGCAGGUUGGCUGGCUAGCGAGGUACCGGGACCAGUAGCCCCAAGGAACCCAGAAAAAGCACGCAGUAUUCGGCCUGCAAUUUUGAACAUGACUUCAGUUCAGCAAACAACUCCAGGUUCAACAGCAGAAAAAGUACAAGACAAAAAUGUACAUCCAUGUGUAAAUCCUGGCAACCCCGUGUUUUCCUGUAUGACAACUCCAGUCAUUCCCACCAGCUACAUGUUUCAGGCCAAGCAGCAAAACAUACUGUUCAAAACAAGUUCCAGUGAAUAUGGUGCGUUGCGCCCUACUUAUGAAACAGCGCCAUGUUCACACCACCCAGUGUCCCAACGAUUUUCUCAACACCUAGGACAAUGCGGGAUGUAUCGCAACCACUCUUUUAACACCAUGAUUGACAGAAGCCGAGUUCAUGACUGUCCAAAUCUUCAGUCUACAUUAUAACUUUUUUUUAAACGUGCAGCAAAUGGGAAAUAAUGUAUUCAAUAAAUAUAAUUUCCUGUAUA